Molecule: messenger RNA, 441 nt
Organism: Monosiga brevicollis MX1
Lineage: Eukaryota; Choanoflagellata; Craspedida; Salpingoecidae
Exons: 1
Coding region: 1-441 (146 amino acids)
Source: RefSeq, a predicted model, not a curated record
AUGGAGGGCAAUGAGCUGCUGAUGCUGCUGCUACACCCCAAGUGGCUGCUCUUCCUGGGCUUGAUCACGCUCAUCACCCUCGUGUCAGCGGGGAGUGGGGUUUCCUGGUUCUUGAUUUGGAUCCCGUUUUAUGUGCACGAUGCCUUGGCCAUCGCAGCUCUCAUUGGCUGGCUGCGCAAGAGCUAUACCCGUCCCUGGUUUGAUCGUGUCAUGUACACGGGGUUGGUCGUCACCAAGCUUUGGCUGGACGUGUCAAUCCCCCUGAAGCUGGACGGACACACAUCCAUAAGCUACAUUGCAGCGUUUGUACCCUUGCCCGUCACCCUGGCCAUCGCCUUUAGCCUGCUCUAUACCUGGAUGCGCAAGUCGACCAACCAUUCCAGCCGGCGUCGAUCCGCGGGUCGGCCCCGUCGCUACGGAACUCCGCCGCCGGUUGAAUGA